UCUCGAGCCGCCCUCCCGCAUCGCCGAAUCACCGCAUCCGAGAUGUCUCCUGCUCGCUUCUUGAACAAGGCUACCGCCGUCUCCAAGCGCUUCGCUUCCACCACCCCCUCGGCCGAGGCCAUCAAGAACCAGGCUGCUGGCGUCGCCAAGAAGGUCAACGGUAUCGUCGACCCUCUUGUCUACUACGGCCGCGUUGGCGUCGAGUUCGUCAGCCAGGUCUUCACCCACGCCAAGGUCACCAUCCCCAACCCCGCCGCCUUUGGCGAGGCCUCGCAGGGCAUCACCAACUUUGUCCAGAGCUUCUCCAGCGGCACCUGGAAGAAGAUCACUGUCAAGGACCUCAAGGCCUUUGUUUCCCACGGCAUCCAGAUUGUUGGCUUCUUCGCCGUUGGCGAGAUGGUUGGCCGACGCUCGGUCAUCGGCUACGACAUCCCCGGCAACGACGCCCACGGUGAUCACCACUAAAUUAAUGCUACCGAUCUGGCGGUAACCGUCGUUUGCAAGUGAAUAAAUGCCACUCUUUUCUCCUCCCUCC
Messenger RNA from Polychytrium aggregatum, 535 nucleotides. Its product is annotated as mitochondrial ATP synthase g subunit-domain-containing protein. The coding region runs from base 43 to 465 and encodes 140 amino acids. The record is from RefSeq and is a predicted model, not a curated record. The transcript has 3 exons. Gene Ontology annotation, molecular function: proton transmembrane transporter activity. Gene Ontology annotation, biological process: proton motive force-driven ATP synthesis. NCBI's taxonomy places the organism in Eukaryota, Fungi, Chytridiomycota, Chytridiomycetes, Polychytriales.